Messenger RNA from Alternaria atra, 3876 nucleotides. RefSeq lists its product as uncharacterized. Gene Ontology annotation, molecular function: ATP hydrolysis activity; P-type calcium transporter activity; ATP binding. The coding region runs from base 1 to 3876 and encodes 1291 amino acids. The transcript has 5 exons. Gene Ontology annotation, biological process: calcium ion transmembrane transport; intracellular calcium ion homeostasis; manganese ion transport. NCBI's taxonomy places the organism in Eukaryota, Fungi, Ascomycota, Dothideomycetes, Pleosporales, Pleosporaceae. The record is from RefSeq and is a predicted model, not a curated record. Gene Ontology annotation, cellular component: Golgi membrane; plasma membrane; endoplasmic reticulum.
AUGGGUUCUCAAGGCUCAGACGCUCGGCAGAUUGAUGGGGUCGGCGGAGCGACUUCGACGACUUCCAAGGUUGCAGUGGUUUCAUCGUCGACUCGCAUGGGAGUUGAUGUUGACUACACGUUUGUGCAGGUAGCUGUAGGUCAAGAGGCGGUCGAUUUCAGUGGAAAUUGUGGAAACAUGUGCGCAGGCGUUGGGCCGUUUGCACUACAAGAAGGACUGGUGCGUGCAAGUCCCGGACAAAAGACUCUCGAUGUUCGGAUAUUCAACACAAACACGUCGCGGGUCAUCGUCGACACUGUUCAGGUAGACGAGGAUGGCUCGUUCAGCGAAGACGGAGACUACGCGAUUCCAGGUGUCGAGGGGACCGGAAGUGAAGUAAAAGUUGCUUUCGUCGACCCUGCGGGCAGUAUGACCGGAACUUUGUUUCCUACCGGGAGACGACGCGACACCAUCCAAGUGAGGGAGAAAGAUGGCAGUGGCUUCUCAGUGAAGGCCACGUUGAUCGACGCGGCGAAUCCUUUUAUCAUUGUCGACGAACGGACAUUACCACCACACCUGAAGACGGGAAGUAAAGAUACUACUGGCUAUCUCGGGCACAUUGAGUCCAUAAGACGUGCUGGCGCCGUCAUGAUGGGCCUCGCUCCCGAUAUAGACGCCGCUGCAAAGAUUCGCGGAACACCGAAGCUGGCCAUCAUAUCUUCUCCUCGAUCAGAUCGUCACCUCAGGAAAGAAAGAGCAGAUAUUCAUGUUCAGGCUUUCAGCAUGGGCAAACCCCACCCAAGCCUACAACUCACGGGCGCAGCGUGCUUAGCGUCGGCAGUAUGCAUCCAGGGCACUGUCGCACAUAGCCUUGCAUUAGAAGGCAAGUCAAUAACAUCGGCUCAUUCCCUCCUCUCGGCACAGGACACGGCGCAGAAGCUCUCGACAUCGCUAACACACGGCCUCUCCGCCUCAGACGCCUCGGCGCGCAUACACAUCCAUGGCACCAACGAACUCCCCCACGAAGAGCCCGAACCGCUCUGGCUCCGAUUUCUCAAGCAAUUCAAGGAGACGCUCAUUUUGUUGUUGCUGGGUUCUGCUGCCGUCUCCUUUAUAAUGGGCAAUUUGGAAGAUGCCGUGAGCAUUGCUGUGGCAGUGACGAUUGUGGUGACGGUAGGCUUCGUACAAGAAUACCGGUCGGAGAAGUCAAUAGAGGCGCUGAACCAACUGGUUCCGCAUUCGGCACACAUUAUUCGCGCUGGCGUAGAGCAAUCACGGGGCGGUCGCAUACCAAAUGGUACAGCAACCGAGGGCGUAGAGUUGGAGAACUUGAAAGACACCACAGCAUCGCUGGCGGCGGCAGAGCGCAAGUCGACCACCAUAUCCGCGACAUUAUUGGUACCGGGCGAUCUGGUCCUAUUCCACACGGGAGACCGCAUCCCAGCCGACAUUCGCAUCACGCACGCAGCCGACCUCAGCAUCGACGAGUCGAACCUUACCGGAGAGAACGAGCCUGUCUCCAAGUCGCCAGACAUCAUCACACAUCCCUCGGGCAUACAACGGCCAUCCUCUCCUUUCUAUGCGUCCGAAGCCGCUGGAACGGUCGGCGCUGAUAUACGGCUGAAUGAUCAGAAGAACAUUGCAUUCAUGGGUACACUGGUUAGAUCGGGCUAUGGACAGGGAAUCGUCGUCGGUACAGGAGGCAACACGGAGUUUGGCGCCAUUUCUGCUUCUCUGCAGCAAAUCGAGAGCCCGCGGACGCCUCUACAGCUUUCCAUGGACCGUCUGGGCAAAGACCUAAGUUACAUGUCUUUCGGAGUCAUCGCCUUCAUUGGACUGGUGGGACUAUGGCGCGGUUGGAAGUUCUUAGAAGUCUUUCAGAUUGCAGUGUCACUUGCCGUCGCCGCUAUUCCUGAAGGACUACCGAUUAUUGUUACUGUCACGCUUGCGCUGGGUGUGUUGAGGAUGUCUAAGCGCGACGCUAUUGUUCGAAGGUUACCCAGUGUUGAGACAUUGGCUUCAGUCAAUGUCGUGUGUACUGACAAGACAGGCACACUGACGACGAAUCAUAUGACUGUCACCAAGAUAUGGCAUUUUGACGAAUCAGCACCGGUUGACGUCAAGAAGAAGCACGAUUCAACGGACCUCGAUUCACCUACGCGAAACAUACUACGCAUCGGCAACAUUGUCAACAACGCUCGCUUGUUGAGCGACCAGGCCGCAUCAGCAUCCACUGCGGCAGUGCUAUCUUCAACUCUCGGUUGCGAUGACAACUCUGCAGCCAAGAGCCGAUGGGUUGGUCAACCCACCGAUGUUGCUCUCCUUGACUUAAUGGAUGCUUUCGGAGAAGAGGACAUCCGGGAAAUGCUCGGCGACCGCAAGUUCGAGACACCCUUCAGUUCGGAAAGGAAGUGGAUGGGGGUCGUCGUUGGCGGUAAUUCUGGCAACCACACACCCGGAUCCGACUAUGCCUAUAUCAAAGGUGCACUGGAGAGGGUUCUGGACCGCUGUGAUACGUAUGUAACGGCACAAGGGAAAGAGGUGGCAUUGGACCAAGCACGUAAGCAAGAAGCGAUCAAGGCCGCCGAUUCAAUGGCGCAAGAGGGUUUACGUGUGCUCGGCUUCGCAAGCGGUGCGUCCAAAGCAAAGAAGAGGAAUGGCGCCAGUGGCACAGCCUCACCCGCACCGUCUACCAACUCGGCACUCGGUGAUGAUGAGCAGUACCGUGGUCUUGUGUUCGCUGGCCUAGUUGGCAUGAACGACCCGCCACGUAAAGGUGUAGAGCGAGCCAUUCGGAGACUGAUGGCCGGCAAAGUCAAGGUCAUUAUGAUCACAGGCGAUGCAGAGACUACAGCAGUCGCCAUCGGCAAGAGCCUGGGUAUGCCCAUUACACCAAACUCAGCACUUGGACGCUCGGUCAUCUGUGGUGAUGAACUGGAUCGUAUGAGCGAGGAAGAACUUGCACAGGCCAUUGCGACAACCUCAAUCUUUGCGCGAACUAGUCCUGAGCAUAAGAUGAAGAUUGUCCGAGCGCUGCAAUCGCGAGGCGAUGUUGUGGCAAUGACUGGCGAUGGUGUCAACGACGCGCCCGCGCUCAAGAAAGCAGACAUUGGCAUCUCUAUGGGUCGACUGGGCACGGAUGUUGCAAAGGAGGCCGCAGAUAUGAUUCUGACAGAUGACAACUUUGCGACCAUCCUCAACGCGAUUGAAGAGGGCAAAGGCAUCUUCUACAACAUUCAAAAUUUCCUGACUUUCCAACUCAGCACCAGCGCGGCAGCACUGAGCUUAGUGCUGCUGAGCACGUUUCUUGGCUUCCAGAAUCCGCUGAAUGCCAUGCAGAUUCUCUGGAUCAACAUCCUCAUGGACGGCCCACCCGCACAAUCCCUCGGUGUAGAGCCCGUCGACCCAGCCGUCAUGGCCCUACCCCCUCGCCCACGCCAGGCCCGCGUCCUGACCCGCCCACUGAUUCAACGUGUCCUCCAAUCCGCCACCAUCAUCAUGCUCGGCACUCUAACAACCUACUAUCUCGAAAUGUCCACAGAUAACCUUGUUACCGCACGCGACACCACCAUGACUUUUACCUGCUUCGUCCUCUUCGACAUGUUCAACGCACUAACCUGCCGUUCCGCCACCAAAUCCGUCCUUGCAGGCGAGAUUGGCGUCUUUGACAAUAAAAUGUUCAAUUACGCAGUCUCGGGCAGUUUGCUGGGACAAUUAGCUGUUAUUUACUUCCCGCCACUGCAAAGCGUUUUUCAGACCGAGGCCCUGGGUUUGGGCGACCUCGCGCAUCUUGUUGCUGUGGCGAGUUGUGUGUUUUGGGCGGAUGAGGGGAGGAAGUGGUAUGUUCGGUGGAAGGGGAAGAGAGGGUAUGGUGGGGGGUAUAGCACCGUUGUCUGA